Messenger RNA from Aspergillus thermomutatus, 419 nucleotides. RefSeq lists its product as uncharacterized. Lineage: Eukaryota; Fungi; Ascomycota; Eurotiomycetes; Eurotiales; Aspergillaceae. The transcript has 5 exons. The annotation marks the transcript as partial. The record is from RefSeq and is a predicted model, not a curated record.
AUGCAUCUCUGGGUCAUGCUCUUCGUCCUCUCGGCCGCAGCCAAAAACACCACCAUCGGGCUGGAAACAAUCGAAGAGGGCAGCAAAUCAAUCAGCGUGCCCCUGGGCGAUUGUCACAACCUAGAUUCUUAUGAGGUGUUGACGGUCUCGGUCAAGAAGCCAUGUCGAUUCUUCACAGGCCCCAUGUGUAUCGGACGGACGACAUUGCUCAAACCCGGCGUGCACGAGAGCGACGAACCCGUGCCGAUCUGGAGUGUGUUUUGCGAGGACGAGCCGGAACAGAAACUGGAGUUGGGCGCUUUGACGAAACCUGAGCGACUGGACUACAUCGAUGCUCUGUUCUGUCUGCGGUCUCUUCCUUCGAUCCUCCCGAAGGAUCAAUAUCCCGGCGUCCAGGAUCGAUUCGACGACUUUGUUGC